This is a messenger RNA of Microthlaspi erraticum, 1755 nucleotides long. The record is from the annotation of a GenBank genome assembly. NCBI's taxonomy places the organism in Eukaryota, Viridiplantae, Streptophyta, Magnoliopsida, Brassicales, Brassicaceae.
AUGGUGUUUCCAGAGCUUCUAGUGAUUCUAGCAGAAUGGGUCCUUUACCGUCUUCUUGCUAAUUCAUGUUACAGAGCUGCUAGAAAGCUCAGAGGCUAUGGCUUCCAAUUGAAAAAUCUCCUAAACCUCUCCAAACCACAGCCUUUAAACAACAGUUCUCAUCAUCAGCAUCAACAACAAAAUCAACAAAGCCAACACCUUCAAGAUUCUCUAAACCCUCUCUUCCCAAGCAUCACAAAGUAUCAAGAGCCUCCAGACAGAAACAGAGCAUGCUCUGUUUCUUCCGAUCAUCAUCAUCAUCAUCACACCCUGGUCUGCGACAUCGAUGGUGUUCUCUUACGACAACAUUCGAGCAAACACUUCCACACGUUCUUCCCUUACUUCAUGCUCGUAGCCUUCGAAGGAGGAUCAAUCAUCAGAGCGAUCCUUCUCUUGCUCUCUUGCUCUUUCCUUUGGGCUCUGCCACAAGAAACCAAACUCAAAAUCAUCUCUUUCAUAACCUUCUCUGGUCUUAGAGUCAAAGACAUGGACAACGUCUCUAGGUCGGUUCUACCCAAAUUCUUCCUCGAGAACUUGAAUCUCCAGGUCUACGACAUCUGGGCUCGAACUUCGUACUCCAAAGUUGUCUUCACCAGCUUGCCGCAAGUGAUUGUGGAGAGGUUCCUCAGAGAACACCUCAACGCUGAUGAUGUGGUUGGGACUAAACUGCAAGAAAUAGAAGUUUUGGGGAGGAAGUUCUACACCGGCUUAGCUUCCGGGUCUGGUUUCGUCGUUAAACAUAAAUCAGCUAAAGACUACUUCCUUGAUAACAACAACAAGAAGCCUUCAAUUGGAAUUGGAAGCUCUUCAAGCUCACAAGAUCACAUCUUCAUCUCCAUUUGCAAAGAAGCUUAUCUUUGGAAUGAAGAAGAGUCAAUGAACAAGAACAACACAUUGCCUAGAGAAAGAUACCCAAAGCCAUUGAUAUUCCACGACGGGAGAUUAGCUUUCUUGCCAACACCAUUCGCCACUUUAGCUAUGUUCAUAUGGCUCCCCAUCGGAUUCGUCCUCUCUGUCUUCAGGAUCUCGGUAGGAGUCUUGCUUCCUUACCACGUAGCCAAUUUCUUGGCUUCUUUGUCUGGUGUUAGGAUCACUUUCAAGUCCCACAAUCUGUAUAACGGUCCUCCCGAGAAAGGUAAAAGUGGAGUCUUGUAUGUAUGCAACCAUAGGACCCUCCUUGACCCUGUUUUCCUCACCACUUCGCUUGGCAAGCCCUUGACCGCGGUUACCUACAGCCUAAGCAAGUUCUCAGAGCUCAUAGCGCCUCUCAAGACUGUUAGCCUGAAGAGAGACAGGAAGAAAGAUGGCGAGGCCAUGCAGAGACUGCUAAGCAAAGGAGACCUAGUUGUUUGUCCUGAAGGAACCACUUGUAGAGAGCCUUAUCUACUGAGAUUUAGUCCUCUGUUCGCUGAGCUAACGGAGGACAUUGUUCCUGUGGCUGUGGAUGCUCGAGUGAGCAUGUUCUAUGGGACAACCGCGAGCGGGCUCAAGUGUUUAGACCCUAUCUUCUUCCUCAUGAACCCUAGGCCGGUUUAUUGUCUUGAGAUUUUGAAGAAGUUGCCAAAAGAGAUGACUUGUGCAGGAGGUAAGUCAAGCUUUGAAGUUGCCAACUUCAUUCAGGGGGAACUUGCUAGGGUUUUGGGAUUUGAGUGCACCAAUCUCACAAGGAAGGACAAGUAUUUGGUUCUCGCUGGAAAUGAAGGCAUUGUCAGAUAA